Arachis ipaensis is the source of this 1961-nucleotide messenger RNA. RefSeq names its product D-aminoacid aminotransferase-like PLP-dependent enzymes superfamily protein. The record is from RefSeq and is a predicted model, not a curated record. Gene Ontology annotation, molecular function: catalytic activity. Gene Ontology annotation, biological process: carboxylic acid metabolic process. NCBI's taxonomy places the organism in Eukaryota, Viridiplantae, Streptophyta, Magnoliopsida, Fabales, Fabaceae.
GCCACGGUUUCCAGUACGAUAAUAUUGGCAGGGUUGUUAUUUGUUACGCUACCCCAGCCCCUAAGCCAAUUGGAGUACGUAAAUGUGUCAUCAUAUUUGUCGACUCAAAUUUAUGUCAAAGUGUUCUUAAUUAUUCUGCAUUAAAAAGAUAAAUAACUUCGAAAUUCGGAAGAAGCAUCAGAUCAGAGAUGGUGGGAAGUGAAAUAGUGGAGGUGAUUCACUCAUGGUCUGCACCAAGAUCCUUAAGUACUAGUACCAUGUAUUCUUUUGCUCAGAGGGAUGACAUAGAAGUUCUUGAUGAGCCUCUCUAUGCAAAUUUCCUUCGAGUUACUGGUCUUGAUAGACCUUACAGGAAAGAACUACUCUCCAAAAUGGAAUCUGAUGGAAAUAAGGUGGUGAAUGAUAUAAUUUUUGGUCCAGGAAGGAUGAAGUAUAGAUAUUGUAAGCACAUAGCAAAGCAAAGGGUACCAGGUUUGACAAAUGAUCUAAUGAAGAAAGGGAAACACUUCAUUCUGAUCAGAAAUCCUCUUGACAUUUUGCCAUCAUUUGACAAGGUUGUGGCUCCAUCUUUCUUUGAGUUGGGAUUGGCAGAGCUUGUCUGUAUAUACAACGAGCUUCGCGAGCUAGGCAAGUCGCCGCCUGUUAUUGAUGCUGCAGACCUUCAACAACAUCCUGAGGCUACUCUGCGAGGUCUUUGUGAUGAUUUGGAGAUCCCUUUUCAACCUACCAUGCUCAGUUGGGAAGAAGGUCCAAAAUCAAUAGAUGGCUUAUGGGCACCUUGGUGGUAUGAAUCUAUUCAUAAAUCUACUUGUUUUAACCAAGCGAAAAGGUAUCCUCAGACAUUUCCAUUUUCUCUGUAUGAUCUGUUGGAGCAAAGUCUACCGUUGUACAAUAUGCUUCGACGCCAUGUGAAGAAGAAGCAAUCAUCACUUCUAAGCCCUCCUUUACCACUUCCUGACCUUCCUGUUCCUACAAAUGAGAAAAUUCUUGUUUGGGUUGGUGAUGAGAUUGUGCCGCGUGAUAGCGCAAAGGUAUCUGUGUUUGAUUCGGUUGUCCAAGGGGGCGACUCGGUUUGGGAGGGUCUUAGAGUGUAUAAUGGCAAGAUAUUCAAGCUUGAAGAACAUCUAGACAGGAUGUUUGAUUCAGCAAAAGCUUUGGCUUUUGAAAAUGUUCCAACUAGAGAUGAGAUUAAGGAUGCAAUUUUCAGAACCUUGAUUAGGAAUGGCAUGUUUGACAAUUCACACAUCAGACUAUCUCUAACAAGAGGGAAGAAGGUCACUUCUGGGAUGAGUCCAGCAUUCAAUCUAUAUGGAUGCACAUUAAUUGUGCUCGCUGAAUGGAAGCCCCCAGUAUAUGAUAAUACACGUGGUAUCGUUCUUGUAACUGCUUCAACUCGCCGUAAUUCACCUAAUAGUUUGGAUUCAAAGAUUCAUCACAAUAACCUCCUCAAUAAUAUACUUGCAAAGAUUGAAGGCAAUAACGCAAAAGUAGAUGAUGCAAUUAUGCUAGACAAAGAUGGUUAUGUAUCUGAAACCAAUGCAACUAACAUUUUCAUAGUAAAGAAGGGACGCGUUAGCACUCCUCAUGCCGAUUAUUGUCUUCCUGGGAUUACCCGCGCUACGAUAAUGGAUCUAGUGGUGAAGGAGGACUUAAUCUUAGAGGAGCGAAGAAUUAGCUUAUCAGAAGUGCACACCGCAGACGAGAUGUGGACAUCAGGAACCAUGGGAGAACUAAGCCCAGUGGUGAAAGUUGAUGGACGCAGAAUUGGUGAUGGAGAAAUAGGGCCUGUCACUAAAAGAUUGCAAGAUGCUUAUAAAAAUUUGACACAACAAUCUGGUGUUCCUAUACCAACUUACCUUGCAAAUUGAACCAAGCUGCAACAAAUUGGUGGGAAUUCAAACUUCUAAAUAAGAUACUACUUAGGUUCGGUUUUUCUGUUAGUUUCAUUUGAAGGCUCUUUU